AUGUCAUUUAUGGGACAAACGCCUACCGUCUGGGACCCCGAAUUUGGGGCCCAAAGCCCAACCAUCUGUCCACCGAACUAUCCUAACUCGCCUCCAAAAGUGAAGCUUCUUACAACUGGUAAUGGAAGUGUCCGAUUUGGUCCUAAUCUGUAUGCUAACGGAAAGGUCUGUCUUAGUAUCCUUGGGACUUGGUCAGGACCCGAGUGGACACCGGCCCACAGCCUCUCCUCCGUCUUAAUCUCUAUACAGUCAGUCAUGAAUCAAGAACCAUAUUACAAUGAACCGGGAUUUACAACUGAACGUUGCCCUGGUGACUCUAAGCGUUACAAUGACAUUAUCAAACACGAGACCUUGCGUUGUGCUGUCUGCGAUGUCUUGGAACGAAAAUCCUACAUUCCUGAUGAUCUUUACGCGGUUGCUCAAGCAGCUUUUGAAGAUUAUUAUCCACAGUACCAGAGCACAUGUGAAGCGAAUUUAAGCUUAUCUGGCCAGCCGAUGAGAGAUCCAUUUGGCGAGCCACGUGGGACCUUUCAGUACAACAACAUUCUGCAACGCCUUCAUGCUUUAAAGGCCGCAUUAGAUAAAUAA
Messenger RNA from Dibothriocephalus latus, 588 nucleotides. The record is from the annotation of a GenBank genome assembly. Lineage: Eukaryota; Metazoa; Platyhelminthes; Cestoda; Diphyllobothriidea; Diphyllobothriidae.